Messenger RNA from Xyrichtys novacula (pearly razorfish), 22411 nucleotides. Lineage: Eukaryota; Metazoa; Chordata; Actinopteri; Labriformes; Labridae. The record is from the annotation of a GenBank genome assembly.
AUGCCCAGGAAGAGUAAGAAGUCACAGGCUGCAAGCCAGCGCUGGCAGAGGUUUCAUGAUAUUGACUGUGUGAGUACUGGACAAGCAGAUGGUGUUCCUCAGAGCAGUGGAGAGGUAAAGAGGUCUGAAGUGUCUGAUGCUGUGAAACAGGGAGGUGAAAAUGCAUCAUGUCAACCACAGGUAUCUUAUGCAGACGUGCUAAAGAGGAGACGUGUAAGUGAGUCACCUGCAGCAGGUCCGUCUAACUCUCAUCAGGUGAACUACAUAGCCCAAACUGAAAAGCCAUGCUCAACCCAGGUAUCACAUGCAGACACUGUUAAGAAGGGAAACCACAGUAAUUAUCAGUCUGUAUCAGGCUCUUCUCGGGUAAGAAAUGUUAACUCUGUUAAUCAGUCAGGUGAACAAAACGUCUGUGCGUCACGCAGCCAAGCGUCUCUGAAAUACGGCCAAUCCAGAAACCAGCAGUGCACCUGUAACUCACUGACAUUUCUAGCAUUCCUGUAUGAGAAAGAACACAUCACCAGAGCAGACCUGGACCGUGUUUUGGAUAAAGGUGAUGUGAUGUACAGAGAAAUCAGAAAAACUGUUGAUCACGCCCAUCUGACAACCGAUGAGCUCCCUAACCAGGUUCCUGCACGCAGACACAUGCAGACUGUUGACAUGUUACAGCUGUCUAGAUACGGUACGUUUGGAGAUCCGGAUCCUGGAGCUGUUGAUACCUUUCUAGACCUCGAGAUGGGACUGAGCUGCUUAUUAACAGAUGUGCAGUAUGCUUUGCUGCUAAUGACUUCACUGUGCAUUGCAGUUUUCAGAACCAGAGAUGGCAGGUACGGUUUCUUUGACCCACAUGCUAGGACAGCUAACGGUUUGCCUCUGCUUAAGGCCACACCUACUCCUGGAACCGCUGUCAUGGUAACAUUCACACGCCUCAGUGACAUGAUUGCCAGGCUCAACAGGUAUCACCACAUAUUGGGCACAGCAGCGUCCUGUCACUAUGAGCUCAAGCCAGUUGUGUUCUGUGAUGUGAACCCAAGUGAUGCUAUCCCAACCACAGGAAGUCCGUCCACAAGUCCCUCUGUCACAACCACUGUGAUAAAUGAUGACACAAGUGCCCCACAGAUGAACACUGAUGUCCAUGAAAACACUGAGCAUGACAUGGAAACCGAACCAGAACUACUGAUCAACUUCAGUCAAUGUUCUGUCCCAUUAACUGGUCCUGAAUCUCUCGUUUUGGAGAUGAACACUACUGUAAGUGAUGACACAUCACAGAAAGUCUCAACUUUGAUGGAAACACAAGCUCAUCAACCAGGUGAAAUCAACAAUAAUCCUGUCACAUUAGAAGAAUCUCAGGAGACACAAUCAAAUUUGACUGAACUAUUAAUAAAUAUCCAUGUCACCAGUGACAAUGUCCUCCAUGACAUCUCCACUAAACUGUCGAAAUUAAGCAAACAGCAAAAAAAGAAAUUUAAGAGAAGAUUAAUGAGAUCUAGAAAGACAUCACAAAAGAAAGAGGAUAAAAACAGGAAAGAGAGAGAGAAGUAUACCAAGGACGAGACAUAUAAGACAAAGAAAAAGUCUUAUUCAAGGAACAAAUAUUCUGACAAUCAUGAAAUACAGACAAAGAAAAGACAAAAAAUCACAACUAAAUACUGGGAAAGCACAGACUUCAGACUAAAGCAAAAAUUAUAUAUAAAAAGAACAUACAGAGAAAAUGUUGAAUUUAAAGGCAGACAAAAAGAAUAUAUCACAAGAAGAUACAGAGAAAAUGCUGAUUUUAAAGGCAGACAAAAAGAAUAUUUCAGGAAAAAAUAUGGAGAAAAUGUUGAUUUCAAAGGCAGACGAAAAGAAUAUUUCAGAAAAAAAUACUCAGAGGAUGUUAAUUUCAGGCAAAGACAGCGGUCAUAUAUCAAUCAUCGAUAUGCAAAUGAUGAAAUAUUCUGUCGCCGACACAGACAGCUGAUGAGACAAAUGAUGCGAGACAGGUACAAGACAGAUCUUGCAUACAGAACUAUGCAUAAAAUGAGGUGUGCAUUGAAAAUAUCAAAGAAAUACAAACGGAUAAGUAGACAAACAUGUGAGACUGACAGAGAGAGUGAAAACCCACUUAUUGAAAGUGCCAUCAAUGAUUUCCGAUCACACAUUAAAGCUGGUCCCACCCAUGUUUGCACAGUUUGCCACAAAGCCUCAUUUCCAAACCAGGUGCAAAAGUGCAAGAGGUCCAACUAUGUGAAAAAUCCAAUCAUGGUUUCAGCUUGUCUCAAAGGUCAGUACGUCCAUGAGUGUAAUGAUAACUGCAGAAAUCACUGCACUGUCCCUGAUGAGAGAAAGACUGAGUGGAUUUGUCACACCUGCCAUGACCAUCUGAAAAAUGGAGCCAUGCCCAAACUUGCCAUAGCAAACAACUUGGAGCUUGCUGACAUACCACCUGAACUGUGUGACCUCAACAUACUGGAGAGACAUCUGAUAGCAAAGUGCAUAACAUUUGCCAAAAUCAUUCCUCUUCCCAAAGGCAGACAGCGAGCUAUACAUGGUAAUGUUGUAUGUGUUCCCUCUGAAGUCCAGGAAACAAUUCAAGCUCUACCCAGAUUGAGAAAUGAGUCUCAAGUGAUGAGAGUAAAACUAAAGAGACGCUUGAGUUACAGAGGUCACCAUCUGUUUCAGACUGUUACCUGGUCCAAGCUAGUACAGGCCCUGCAUACACUGAAAGAGAUACACCCCCAAUAUGAAGACAUCACUAUUAGAGAUGAGGAGGAGUUAUGUGACCCCACACUUCCUGAUGAUGGUGAUGAGGAUGAGGAUGAGGAUGAUGAUGAUAACACAAUGAAUGAUGAUGACUAUGAUGAUGAGGAUUUGAUGGAGAUUGAUAGAAUUGAGGCUGCUGCCAUGUAUGAGGCUGAAACUAAUGCUGAAACUGAGGACGACAACACAGAGCUGUGUGAUAAAAGUCAGACCCAGGACAAUGAUGAUCAGACACAACAACAGGAUUCAGACGUGCAUAAUGGUGGUGUUGUUUUGGAGUCGUGCCUUCAGCCACGUGAUGUUUCUGAGGAGAUAUUGUGUUUCAGUGACUCUACAUACUCAGUAGCUCCAGCAGAGAGAAACAAUCCAGUCAGUUUUUUCAAAACACCCAAACUAGAGGCCAUGGCGUUUCCUGUUCAGUUUCCCACUGGUGAGAAUACACUGGAUGAAAACAGACCAAUGAAACUAUCACCCAGUAGUUAUUUUAAAGCAAGGCUCUUUGGUGUUGAUGAUCGCUUUGCCAAAGAUACCAACUACCUGUUCUUUGCACAGUUUGUGACUGAAAUACACUUGGCUACCUCCAGCAUGUCCAUACAAUUACGCAAAGGCAAACCUUUGACCAGAGACGGACGUAAAAUAACAUCCAGAAUGUUGAGAGACAAAUAUGAAGUGGAGAGACUGGUGAGAAACAGAGAUGCUAUCAGAUUUAUGCAGCCGCUCAGAGGAACACCAGCCUACUGGGACAAAACUACAAAAGAUCUGUUUGCUAUGAUCAGACAGUUGGGCAGUCCUACUUUCUUUGUCACAUUUUCUGCAGCAGAAAUGCGUUGGCCUGAGGUGAUUAUUGCAAUAAAAUCACAACAAGGUGAGGAGGUGAAUUUUGAAGAGCUCGACUGGUCCACAAAGUGUGACAUUCUGAGAAGCAAUCCUGUGACAACGAUGCGCAUGUUUGAUAAGCGUGUUGAAGCACUGUACAGAGAUCUGAUCAUGUCUCCUGCACAACCCCUGGGCAAAGUUUUUGACUUCUUUUGGCGUCUCGAGUUUCAGCACAGAGGAAGUCCUCAUAUACAUGGUCUUUUGUGGGUAGACGGUGCACCUGUGUUUGAGAGAGACUCUGACAAAACUGUGUGUGACUUUGUGUCCAAACACAUCUCUGCUCAGCUCCCUGACCCAAAUAAACAGCCUGAACUGUACAAAAAGGUCAAAGAAGUGCAAAUACACAGUAAGAACCACUCAAAGACAUGUUUCAAAAGUGCAAGUUCUGGAUGCCGAUUUGGAUUCCCAAAACCACCCUCCAGACAGACAAUGAUAACAAGACCUGUGGGUGAUGAUGAGGAGUCAGAGAGACUUAAGAGAGCCAAAGAGAAACUUGCACCACUGAAUCAGCUGCUGAAUGAGACACAAACUGAAUCCAUGAGUUUUCAACAGCUCCUGUCCGUCUGUGACUUAACCGCUGAUGAGUACGAGAAACACAUGAAUGUGAUGAGUCAGUCCAGCAACAUCAUUCUGAAGCGUGAGCCAAAAGACUGCUGGGUAAACACCUACAACCCUCACCUGCUCAAAGCUUGGGAUGCAAACAUUGAUGUGCAGUUCAUUCUCAGCUACUACAGUCUGAUCCAUUACAUAUGUACGUACAUGUGUAAAAGUGAGAACUCUGUGAGCCAGUACCUGCAAACACUCAUUCAGAACUCCGACAGAGAAUGUGUCAAUGAAUGUGAUGAAAUGAAAGCGGUCAUGCAGGCGUAUUCCAAAAAGCGAGAAGUAUCAGCACAAGAAGCUGUUGCCCGAGUGACUUCACUGAACAUGAAAAAGAGUUCACGCAGUGUGGUUUUUGUCCCAACUGAUGACAACCCUGUGAAAAUGAGUCUGCCUGUGUCAAGCCUUGACAACACAACACCAGACAGCUUGAAUGUGUGGAUGACAUCCUUAACAGACAAGUACAAAUCCAGACCUGAAUCACCAGAGUUUGAAGAGAUGUGCAUGGCUGAUUUUGCUUCUACCUGCAGACUGGUGUAUGGACAACAGACCAAGGGCAAGAAAGUGGUACCUUUGCUGAAUGAACUAGGCUUUAUACAGAGACGAGAAAGUGACAACGCUGCUGUCAUCAGGUAUCGCCGCAUAUCCAAAGAGAAAUACCCUGAGCAGUUUUACGGCACAUUGCUUAGACUGUAUCUUCCAUACAGAUCAGACGAUGAGCUGAAAAGACCAUAUUUUCCCACGUAUGAGUCAUUCUAUGAGAGAGGUGUGGUUCAGCUGCCGUAUUCUGACCGACCCCUGAGUGUGAAACUCAUCGUGAAAAGAAACCGAGAGAGAUAUGAAAAAAACAGUGAGGAAAUUGACUCUGCUCUCGAGGACUUUGAACAGAACAGAGGUGUGGUCGAUGAAUGGUGUAAUUUGGCACCUGAAUCUGAACUGGUGAGGUUGGAGUGUAUCGAUGAACUGGAUGCCAGACAGUGUGAAAAUGUCCAAGAGGAUGUACCGGAUUACAGCAGACAAUCAAAUGCUGCUACAGAAGCCAGAGUCAUGAGAGAGCCCCCUACAAUCGAUCCCACACGGUUACGACAAAUGUAUCAGAGUCUGAACCAGAAACAGGCAUGUGUGUUCUAUGCAGUGAGAGACUGGUGCAUAAAACGAGUCUGUGGACGACAACCAGAGCAGUUUUUCUACUACAUCAAUGGUGGUGCUGGCACUGGAAAGUCACAUCUCAUUAAAUGCAUUCAUUCAGAAGCAUCAAAGAUUCUGAGAACACUACCUAGACGUGCUGAGGAAGCUGACAUCUCAAACCCGACUGUGCUGUUGACUGCUUUCACUGGAACUGCAGCCUUUAACAUCUCUGGAACAACACUGCACUCUCUCCUCAAGCUGCCCAGAAGUUUGAAACCUCCUUUUCAAGGUCUUGGGAACCAACUUGAUGAAAUCAGGUGUGAGCUUUUAAACGCUGAAAUCAUCAUCAUUGAUGAAAUCUCCAUGGUGUCAAAGCCACUGUUUGCCUAUGUGGAUGUGAGACUGAAACAGAUUAAAGGCAGCCACAGACCCUUUGGAGGAAUGUCAGUCAUUGCUGUGGGAGACUUUUACCAGCUACCGCCUGUGCGACAGUCCAAACCACUCUGUGUCUAUGAUCCAAGUGAGCUUGACCUCUGGAGAGACAACUUCCAGGUGAUCACUUUAGAUGAGAUCAUGCGACAGAAGGAUGACAAAACUUUUGCCGAGAUGCUGAACAGACUCCGUGUGAAAACAAGGUCAGAUGAGCUUUCUGAAGCUGACAGAACUCUGCUGUCACAGCGUGUCACUGAACCACAACUGUGUCCCUCUGAUGUGCUGCACAUUUUUGCUACCAACAAACAAGUCGCAGAACACAACUCUGCUACACUAUCUCUGCUCCAUUCUGAUAUCACCACCAUUGAUGCAGAUGACUUUAAAAAGGACCCACACACUGGACACAUGAAAAGACAAGGUGCACCAUGUCAUGGAAGCAGAAAUGAUCUACCUGACACACUAGAUGUUGCAGUAGGUGCUAGAGUCAUGCUUACCAGAAACAUUGAUGUGUCUCAAGGAUUGGUGAACGGAUCAUUUGCUACAGUAGGACGUCUCAUAAGCUCUGAAAACAAUGGUUCUGCUCUUGUCACUAUGCUUGGUCUCAGGAUGGAUGAUGAAACAGCUGGCAGGAGCUAUCGUACUAGAGGAGACAAUCUUGUGUACAUCGAGAGAUCUGAGGAGGCUCUGCAACAGAAAGGAGUGGUACGCAGACAGUUUCCUGUGAAACUUGCCUUUGCAUGCACGAUACACAAGGUUCAAGGUAUGACCAGAAAAUCAACUGUUGUCUCUCUGAAGCACAUUUUUGAGCCCGGCAUGGCCUACGUAGCUAUCAGUCGAGUGACCUCUCUCAGCGGCCUGUACAUGCUUGAUUUGGAUGAGAGUAAAAUCCAUGCUAACCCUGCAGUCACUGUAUCUUUGGAGACCAUGACGCAAGCUAACUUUGAUCACCUCAUGCCUUUUCUCCAGAUCCAGCAUUCUCUCAGCAGACAGGACACUGUGAGCAUCAUUCAUCACAACACCGAAGGAUUACCUGUUCAUGUGAAUGACAUCAAAAGCCAUCAUGAACUGUGUCUUGCAGAUGUUUUGUGUCUGACAGAAACUCACCUACAGGGCUCCUUUGUGGCAGACAGUCUCCAGUUUGAGGGCUACACCAUGUUCAAACGCAACAGACAUUUGUCCUACACUAACUUUCCACAGAUGGCCAGUAAAGGAGGUGGUGGAGUCGCUGUUUAUGUGAAAAACCAUUUGCAGGUUGUGGAGAAACAGUACCUGAAUAAUGUGACUGACCUCGAGUUUGUGGCUUUGAAGGUUGAAUCUCCUGUAAGUGCUCUGAUUGCAGCUGUGUACAGACCUCCAGACUACAGUGUGCCAUCAUUCCUGUCCAAUCUGGGAAGCCUUCUGGACUCACUUGAGAUCAUGGACUGUCAUCCCAUCAUCGUCUGUGGCGACUUCAAUGAGAAUCUCUUUUCUAAUGCAAGUAAGCCAAUUUUGGAUUUCUUUCAGUCCAAGGGAUAUGGUCAACUGAUCACUGCUGCUACAACGGACAAGAACACACUGCUGGACCUGAUCUUCAUCUCACGACCUCAGCUAUGUCUCUCCUCAGGUAUCAUGCAGACGUACUACAGUUACCACAACGCCACUUACUGUGUCAUUUCAUCCAACAGGUCAUAGAGGAAAGUACUAUUAAGGAAAAGACAAACUACAGAAGCUGUGGCUAAUGUUAUGCUCAUAUUUUCAGUACAGAUUGAAAUGUGCUUGGUCAUUGUAAAUUUUACUAGUGCAAAAAAUAUUUUUAUGGCUCAGAAUUUUUAGAAAGAAAAUAUUUUUCAGGUUGUAAAAUUUUCCAACUAUUCAAAUGUUAUAAAUGACAAUUUUUGGCCUGUGCAUUUAUCAAGUCCAGUCAAGUCAAGUUAAUCCAUUUAACUUGACUUGACUGGACAUAGGGAGGGUGGGUGCGGAUUGAUAAAUGCACAGGCCAAGACUCUCAGCUGCUGUGUACAAUACUGUAUACAGCAGCUAAAAUUAAAAACCUCCAUCAGAAAGUGUGUGUUCCCUAAUGAACACACACUUUCUGAUGUUCUGUUACCUACCAGCUGAAACCCCCCUUUUCUCCACCCAACUUUACACCACUCUCUUAGCAUGGGUGGCUGUAAGUACACUAGAGCAAACCUAAGUUUCCUUUUCUUUGGGUAUGUUUUUAGUUUUAAUUUUUUAUUAUUAUUAUUAUUUUUUUUUUUCAGUUGUCCCCGCCAUCUUUAACCUGACCCCCAUUAGUACUAUCCUGACUAGCUCACUGUAAACUGAAAAAAAUUAUCAAACUGUCAACCAAAAGUAAACGCAUCACCUGUGGAUGCAGUAGAGUAAAGCUAAGUUUCCUUUUGUUUGGGUAUUUUUUUUUUUCUUCUUCAGUUGUCUCUGCCAUCUUUGUCCUGACCAUUAGUGCUGUCCUAACUAGCUCACUUAUGAGCAGAAAAAAAUUAUCAAACCGUCAACCAGAAGUAAAAACAUCACUUUGGACCACUCAAAGACACAGUCUACCUGCUGUUUAACCCAGUCUUUGGUCAGAGGUGAAGAAGAGAUGACAUCCUCCACACCAUCCCCCUGCUGCUCUCAACAACCAUCAUCACUGUGCUGGACAGACUGCAGCACCCACCGGGACCCUUCUCUCAUGGACUACACAAACAUGUGUUUUACCUGCUUGUGCUCCAGAUGUCCUGAAGCAGCUCUCAAGGACCACCAGACACCAGACUGAAGCAGAACUGAUGCUGUAGUACCUGUCACUCACUUGGCUCGUUCCUGCUGAACCUCCAAGAGAUAAACCCCUCUUCAAGAAAGUCUGAGGUAAUGUCUUAGUGAACUUGUGUUCAUUUAUUUUUUCUUAGUAAUCUUAGCUGCUGUAUUAAUGCUUGUGAUGCUAUUGUACAGCUCUGCUGAUACCAUCGUCUUUAACAGCAGUGUUUUCUCCCAGGUCUUCUUCAAGCCAGUUAAGAGAGGAAGAACAGCUUAGACACUCAGACAGCUGAACACACCAAAGGUGGACAUCAUGCAGCCACCCUGAGCCUUGAGCCUCUCUGUGUGACGAAGCUUUGCUGCUGCAGACCUGGUGAAGUUGCUCUGGACAGAAAUAUUUUUUGCUCUGCUGCAGUGCUGAAGGUAUUCAUUGUAAUGAUGUGUGUAUUUAUUCAAUAUGUUUAGUUUCACAGAUUAUCAACACAAAUGUUUCUGUUUAUUUCCAGUUUUGAACCAGCUACAUUCUCCCACUUCAAGUCACUGUCUGUUCAUCCACGGUGUAGCUAGUGCAGCUCAGCAGAGUCCUACUAAUGGUGAUCCUUCAAGUCCUGCAGUCCUGUGAAGCAAGCUGCAGCAGAUGUCAUCACAUUCAGAUCAUCAGUUUAUCUCUACUGCAGCUUUAAAGUUUCCCUGAGGUAACGGUGUAUUUCCUUGCCCCAUAACAAUAACCAUGUUUGACCAACAUAGAAAAGCACAGAAUUACUGUUAGCACAGGAUUACAUAGUUAAAGUGAAGGGGAUUUUGUUUGUUUUUUUCAGACCUCUCCUCCUCCUGCCUCUAACUCCAAUGAUGCUGUCAACUCGAACACUGAUAACUGCACACAGCGAUUCUACAACCACAGGUCAAAGGUCAAAUCAUUACCUCACUCUAAACCUUCACUCUGAACUGUACCGGGCUCUGCUUUUGGUUUUGAAAAAAGUGCCCAGACAGAACACAGUACUCACAUGAGGAACUGACUGAUUGUCUUUAGGACAGGACAACUAUUACUCUUGUAUUCUUUUGAAUCCUGUUUUCUACAUUAAGUGAUCGGUUGUCAAUAUCUGUUAAUAUUUUAAGUUUCCUUUAUGUUUCUUGGACUUUAUGUUCUAUUUUAUUUUAGUGUUUUCUUCCCCUUUUACUGUGUAUCUGUCCUUAUAUCAAAAGAUGACCAACACUGAUGAAGGGAAAAAAUACCAGUUACUUCAGUUGUUGCAGGCAGCUGAAUUUCUCGUUUUAAUAUGCUCACAAUAUCCCUCAAAUUUACCUACAAGAGAAGACGUGUUUUAGAAAUAAAUGAUGUACUUUGGGUUUCAGCUGGUAGGUACACUGAAAUUUUUCACGUGUGCUUAGUCUUGGGCUAAUAUUUUGGACAGCAGUGAUCCCAGCACUACAGUGUGAAACAAUCCCUGCUGAAGGUUGUCGUCACAAUCCUCAAACACAGGGCUUGGUUAAACAAGCUGUGUGAAGGGAUUUCAUAGAGGAACAAAGUUUUAUGCUUAUCCUUAAAAUGUAAUUCUCCAUAGUAGAAAACUUUUUAAAAAGAAACUAUCAACAUGAAGACAACCCAGCAUUUCAGUAAGACAAGUAGUGUGAAUGUUUGGAUAAGAAAACACUGGGAUGUAAAAUGCUGACCAGAUUGUCAGUCCACUACAAUGAGCUGGUGACAGUAUUAGCCUUGGUCUAACUACUGUGAAAAGCCUUUUGGGUGGUAAGGUGGACCAAUACAUGCUAUAAAAAAUACUUCAGUGCCAUAUUUAAUUCAUACGCCUUUCACCUUACUUUGCCUGUAUAUUUCCACAAGCCUGGAUAACUUUGCACCUUUUGCAUUUGCAUUCUCUACCUUACCCUCCACAUUAUUUUAAAUUUUAAAUUUAGAUUUAAUUAAAAAAAUUAUUUUAAUUUCUGUAAUAGACUUCUGUACUACACUGUACAGUAAACUGCUGAGUUAUUUUUGCUGACCAGAUUGUCAGUCCACUACAAUGAGCUGAUGACAGUACUAGCCUUGGUCUACUGUGAAAAGCCUUUUGGUGGUAAGGUGGACCAAUACAUUACAUCAAUUUAUUUCAAGUUAUCAAAUCUACUUUUUAAUCUGAUCAUUUUAGAUUUUGUUUAAUGUUUCAGUUUCAUAUCAUUUAAUUUUAUUAUUAUAAUCAUUUAUUAUUCUAUAAUUUUCUUUUUUUUCUACAUGAGAGGGCCCACAUUUCACUGCAGUUAGCUUUAAAAAAUACUACAAUGCCGUAUUUAAUUCAUAUGCCUUUCACCUUACUUUGCCUGUAUAUUUCCACAAGCCUGGAUAACUUUGCAAUACUUUGUAAUACUGCUGACCGAUUUUAGUAACAAUUUUAACGAUUUUAGUCACCAUUUUCAUAUCUUUUUUUAAUGUAUAGGUAUAAAGGUUUUUCAGAUGUGCGAACUUAGUCUUAGGCUAAUCUAAACCCUUAAAAACACACAUAACAGUCCUGUAUCAGACUUUGAAAUCAAAUUUCAAGGUCUGUUUUUAAAGCCCACAACACAGGACUUGGCUCAAUGGGCCAUGACAAAUUUUAUGAGCCAACUUUUGUUAAGGCUUAGUAAUCCGAAAACACAAGAAAAGAGGUGAAUGUGGGUACAGGGCUGCUGGAGUUUGAAUCCAGUAAAUAAUGGGGUGUUAGCCUCAGUCUAACAACUGUGUGAAGAGCCUAUAAUGAUUGGGCUAAACAAUUUUAGAAACAACUGAAAAUGUGAUACCUUUGUCCAUCAACAAUCACAGCAACUACAAUCUUAAAACCUUAAGCUUAAGAGACAGAUUGGUCACCCAUGUAAAGAUUUCUGCUUCCAAAACCUGUUCACAAACAAAUUGUUUAUAAUUUGAUUUAAGGCACUAUGGAGCACUAUUUCUUUAUGUGUUUAUGUUUUGAUGUUUUUUUUUUAAAUUAUUUUUUUAUAUUUUAUGAUUAAUCAUUUCAUUGCUCACAAAAUGUUAAAGAAUUGACAAAAAUAUUUUUCUUUUUUUCUUUAUUUUGGUUUUACUUAUGUAAAAACUCAAUUUGAAUUUUCAAGUUGAUUCAAAUUUUAAAUUAAAAAUAUUUGUGUAAUAUAUUCAUUUCUCAUCUACAAUCAUUUCUACUUCUUCCAACAUGAAGGCCUUUUCAGCCAUCUUUAAAAUUCUUUACCAUAUUUUCUGUAAUGUUCAAGUUCAGUUCUUUAGCAAUUUGAAUAUUCAUACAGCUACUGGUUUACCUCUCCCAGUGUUUUUACAUCCAUACAACUCAUCUCUUUUUCAUCAUCUUCUUCUUCAGUUCUGUUACGGUUGAAACAUUCAUUCGCUUAUAACACUUCACCCCUUUAACAGUUUUUUCAUUUAUACCUUCUCCAUUUAUUACUGGCAGUUUAGCAUUGCUUUUUCAGCUUUCAGCACUCAGCAUUUCCACGCAUUUUCUGCAAGGAAAUGCAAUUUUUCUAGUUAUUAUUAUUAUUAUUAUUAUUCUUCCGUCCCUUUUUUGCAACGCUUCUCCUCCUUCAAACUUUGUCCGAUUUCAACCGUUCAAACUUUAAACUAUUCCACUCCUUCAGGACAUUAUGGGGUCUAUUUUUUACUUUUCUACCCCUUAUACUUUUUGAUAUUUUUGACUUUUUGUGCAAAAUUUUUCCCAUUGAAAUGAAUGGGGAAAUCUUCAAAUUCUACCUUUUACUCCUCCACCUUCUCAGCCUUAUAACUUCAGCAUACUUUCACCUACAGACCUCAUUUUUGCUUUAAAAUGUUCACAAUCCUCUCCUCUAAAUAUGCUGUAUUGACUUUUUUGUGCUAUCUCCUUCAGUUUUUCCACAAUUUAGCUUUAUGCACCUUGUGGUUUUCAGCAAAUUUUCAGGCUUAUAAUGGGUGUGUAUUGGAGAGUUUAGAGUGAUGAUGUCAUCACUAGAGUGGACAGCUCCUCUCUGAUCGACAGAACCUCGCUGGAAUAUAUCGCUCCCACGCCCACAAAUCUCACUCCACAGCCAUAAAAAAUACAUCAAAAUGGAGGUAUAUGUGUCCUGCUUCUCACAAAAGAGGUUUCAAAUCAUUAAAUCGUACCCCUUGGCCAGCAGGUGACCAACUGUCCAAAAAAGGCGGAAAUCUCUCCCAUUGACCGUAAUGUUAUUUUUCUCCAAGAAAAUCCGGAUCAUCGCUCAGGCUCAGACUUUUUUAACUCGCUGUUGUGGCCUCAUUUUUCGAAGUACAGACAUGAAAAAGACAUCAUUGUGUUCAUGAAGGGCGGAGGAUUCGUACGAUGUUCUUAUUUUCAUUCUGUGACUUAAGGAAAUCACGCUAUGUGAAGAAGUUUAGAGCCUCUAAAUCCUCUGCAGUUCAGCUGCUUCUCAUUCAAACAGUAGGUCAGUGAUUUGCCUUUGAUCUCACAGCUGUUUAGGAUGCAGUCAUUAACGAGAGACACACACACACACACACACACACACACAUUCUUGUACUUGUUGCUUUAUGAGGUCUACCUUGCAGUUCAGCUGCUUGUACACACAGUUAAUAUGUGUCUGCUUCGCCACCUGUCUCCACCCACAAACUUUGAGCUACAGAAACCAUUCUGGGCUUCUAAAAUUCAGCUCAUUGAAGAUAUUAUGGGGUGUUUUGAGGAUUGUGAUAAUAAAUUGUAUUAAUGUGUUUAGCAGAGUCUUGUGUUCUCACAAGCUCCUUUUCAGGAAUAGAUACAGAGGAUGAGCGUCAGGGCCUACUUGGAGUCCUGUUUCCUUAGCUUCAAGCCUUCUUUCUCCUGCUAUAGUUAUGCAUCCAAGGUCCCCAUGGCAACCAAUUAGUGCACCUGGAGACACACAGCUGACUGGAAAGCUGCUUCUAAUGGCCAUAUGAGACACAUGAAGCCAGGCUCAGCACACAUAGCACUGGGGAUGACACUUAAAACCCUUUACUAGAGCGCUUGAAAAAACUUCAGCCCCUAUCUCCUCACAUGACCUUUGACCUACAGAAACCAUUCAGGGCUUUAAAAUUUGAGCUCAUUGAGGACAUUAUGGGGUGUAUUUAGGAUUUAUAUACAUUUAGAUUUUUCACAUUUUAAAGUCACUCAGUGAUGAUUUAUCAUUUAAUUUUUCAAACUAAUUUGAACUGAUUCAAACUGUUUCAAACCUUUCUAAUACUUAAAAAAUUAAACUUAUGCCACUUCCCACCUUCCUGCCUUUUAAGGCAAUUUCCUUCUUCAUUCAAACUUUGUGCAAUUUUAGACAUUUUUCUAGCCUCUUUCAGCAUAAAUAAAAUUUCUUUUUAUAGAGCAUAUUCAUACUAUUUGUCCUUCAACCAAUUAAUCAAUUAUCCAACUUACAUUUCUUUCACACCCCUUCAACAGCUUUAACAUUUAUACAUUUCUCCAUGUUUUAUUAGCAGUUUAGCAUUGCUUUUUCAGCUUUCAGCACUCAGCAUUUCCACGCAUUUUCUGCAAGGAAAUGCAAUUUUUCUAGUUUAUAUUUUUCACUUCAAUGUAUAUUUCGAUCUUAGAGUACUUUUUUUUCCGAUUGAAUUUGAUUUAUUUAUUUCAGAUUCAGAUCUUAUUUUUACGGAUUCAAAACGUUUUUUUUUUUUGGUUUCAGAUUUUUUUUUUCAGAUUCAGAUCUUUUUUCGGAUUCAACUUGAAAAGUUUCAGGUUCACUUUUGACCCUGUUUUUCCGUGGGGGCGGGCCUCGACUGAGAGGGGCGCGGUCUGCCAUGAGUGACAGGCCUCCCCCUCCUUCCCCACCCCGUCACCCUGCGUUCAGGAAGUGGCAUGAAUACACAUUAGCUUAGCCUACAAUUAGGCUGUAUUGGCUGAAUGAGAUCGUGUUGGUUCGUUCCACUUUAGUGGUGCAAUAUAAACUGUGAUUCAUUAAAAAGCUCUAUUGAUAGUAAGUACUAAAAAAAUAUCUACUCAUGUCAUCCAGUCGAUUCUUAGUAAUCAGUGUUUCGGUGUCGAACUAUUUCCUUUCUGCGGUGUAUAGGCUGUAUUGGGACAGAGGAAAAAGUGCUUAGAAAGUGAGUCUCGUUCCACUUCAGUGGGGCAACAUAAACUGUGAUUCAUAAAAAAGCUCUAUUGAUAGUAAGUACUAAAAAAAUAUCUACUCAUGCCAUCCUGUCGAUUUUAAGUAAUCAGUGUUUCGGUGUCGAACUAUUUCCCUUCUGCGGCGUAGUGAUAUUUGCACACGCGCAAUCGAAUAUGCAGAGGGGUGAAGCGAUUUUUGUCACGUGGACCAAUAGGAGCCGAGUCUCGUUGCCACAAGCUGCGUCCGAAUUGCCAAGUAGUAGUCGAAGUGGUAGUCGAAGUAGUAUCUAGCGUGUCCGAAUUGGCCACCGGAGCGAGUAGCAUGCUACUUCAGAUACUACUUCAGAUACUAGACACGCCCACAUUGUAGGUUGGUCUCGGUGCAUCCUACGGGCAUGCUACUGACCCAAAAUGCACCGCGGGCUUCUUCUUCGUCCUCUUAAAAGUUGUAGAAGCGCAUGUGAUGCUAGCGCCACCAGCUGCUGCCUAUUUAGAUGCGUCGCGAACGCCGGCUGGCCACAACAGCGCGCACCAUGUCGCGGAGCAGCAGCAGUACAGAUGUAAGUUUCAUGUAACUUCACACACUGUCCUAAAAAAUGUGCGGUUGUAUCUCUUUGUCAUGUCAUGGUGUCAUAUUUGCCCAAGUAAUCAUUUUAUGAGCAAAUAUGUGGCGACAUCAUGGAGGUAAAGCUCACUUAUUCCAUCAUUAAACUGCACAGCUGCAGUACUACAGCCAGGCCCGCAGAUGAGGGGCUUCAGUUACCGCUGUCUGCACGGGCGCAGUACCUACUCUCUGCCUGCGGGGGUCGUCUUUCCCCACCGCUCGUCUAGUGUGUCCGAAUUGGGCCAACGUGUUUAGUAUGUAGGAGUAGGAUCUAGCAGUAGCACGUAGCAGUAGCAUGUAGUAUCCGAGCGGGCAGUUCGGACGCAGCAAUAGUGUCAGAAAUACACAAACAUGGCGAUGACCGCAUCUCGCAGCGAGACAAGCGAAGAGGAAGAAAAGACAAGGAACAAAAGAAAACAGCCUUCAAAAGUGCAUAAAAAUUCAACAAUCAAUUAAUUAAACAUUGUCCAUUAUCACUCAUAUCCUAAACCUGUAAACUGAACGUCUUUUUGUUUCACCAUUACAUGAGCUGUUGUCGUUGUUGCUGUUGUUCCUGCUGCCUCCUGUCUCUCUCUCACCCUCGUUCCCUACUCUCUCUCCCUCCCCCUCCCUCUCCGUACUAAUUCUCUCUCGCCUUUCCCCUAUCUUGCUGUCUCUCUCCCUCCCCCUGUCCUCUCCCCCUCUCCCCUCUUCUCUCUACAUUCCUCCCCAACCCAGCAGCGGCAUGGUGGCUGUCUAGCAUGAGUCUGGUCCUGCCCAAGGUUUCUGCCUGUUAAAAGGAAGUUUUUCCUUGCCACUGCUACUCAUGUUAGUUGAGAUGGGCCAAAACCCAUCUUAGGUUGGUUCUUGAUCAUCAAACAAUGAGCGCGGUCCUGACCUGCUCUUGUUCCUUGAAAAGCGUCUUGAGAUGACGACUGUUGUGAAUUGGCGCUAUAUAAAUAAAAUUUGAUUGAUUGAUUGAUUGAUUGAUAAAAAAAGGAGCGAAACGAUGCUAUAUGCAUCUAUCAUCUGUCAUCUGUCCAGAGUGAAGACGUUCUCGACUUUACAAGGACACGUUUGGAAACUUACAGAACUAGUAUUAGAGAGUGGCUUUCUCUACAGGGUGAGACAAAGGACCUUGCAGAAACUUAUAAACUUUGCGUUGAUAUCGACUUUGACAAUGUUCCUGAUGACGCUGGGUUUCACAUGACAUGCUACCAGCGAUUUAUUUGCUAAAGGGGUUUGAGAAACAAGAACGUGAUGCAGCCACGGGUCAGUCAAACCCUUAACGCAGCAUCGUCGAUGCAUCCACGUCUACGGCAUCUGAAACUCCGCGAAAGAAACUUCGCUCGAGGUCAUAAGCUGUAUUGGGACAAAGGAAAAAGUGCCUAGAAAGUGAAUUUCGUUCAAAUGCGCUGGUGCUACUUGCUCAAUGCAUUUUUGAAUAGAAAAAGAAUAUGAGACCAUGUAAUUGGUCGAAAGUUUGACAGAAAAAGACAUGAUCAAAACAGCUUGUCAAACCAAGAAGACAUUAGCAGCAUUAAACGAUAGCAAUCUUUAUCACAACAAUAUGAUAAAUAAUCAUGUUUUCACCGGUAUAUCACUGUGGAUUUACUAUCAAACAAAUCUGAUCAAACACCUAUUUUUGUGGCUGGAUUGUAAACCUUGUGGCAGGUGUAGAAAUGUCUGGAAACCCUUGAUAGACCUCCAAAAGGGUAAGCUUUUAUACACUUUUCAUCCCAUAGAGAUACACGGUAUAGUUCCUGAGAAACUGUAAACUAUAUUCAUGGUGUCACGUGGGAUCGACGGCGAUCCAGUGGAGUUCUAAGUGUUAAUACAGUCCAUCAGUUUUCUGAAGAGGUCCCUGGAUCAGGCUCCUCUCAGACUUUUGGGUCCUGAUCGAAUACCUGGUCAAGUCUCUGCUCAUCCUGGUUCUGAUUUCUGUGUCAUUGAGUCCAGAUAAGAAGCUCCACAGCUGCUCCCUCUGUGAGAGGAGCUUCUUCAGACCGUCUACACUCCAACGGCACUUAAAGAUCCACGCCACCGAGGCACUGCACCGCUGCUCCACGUGCACGGAGAUGUUCAGUACCAUCACCGACCUGAGAGUGCCCAAGAAGAUCCACAAAACAUGCCACACCUGCAGCAUCUGCCCCCGGAGCUUCCUGAAACCCUGCUGGCUCCGGAAACACAUGAUGACCCACAUCAGGGAAGGCCUCAUCCAGGACCCUGCAGACCAGGUGAGACUGAAACCCUCAAACAUUAGGGUCCUCGUUUAUCAACCGUCUGUUCGUACAGAUGUGUGUGUAAUGAGUGCACAAACAUUCCCACACAAAGUCUGGAAUUGAUCAACCUGCACUUGUGCUUAGGAACAUGAGUAAAUUUAAACCCAACUCUGAGCAUGCUUACACACAAAGCCUAGUGGUAGAACAGUGAAACUACAACUAGAACCCAUGAAAGGAGUCACAACGUUCAGCUAUCUCAGACUUCACACAUGUUCUCUGUUCCCUUUGUACAAAAUUGAUCAAUUAGUUAUUGAUCAGACAUUUUGAAUGAUUGGUGUGACAAGCUAUAAAAUCAGCUGUGACAGGUUUGUUGAUACCAUAUAUAUCAAUUGGAGGCGUUUCUGAAUGCAAAUGACCCUAACCAUGAACAAGCACGCUAGGAAAGAACAGGUAGGAUUUAUCAUCACCGAUUACUGACUAGUGUGCGUACGACUGGUGUCCGCAUGUUUGAGAAAUACUGAGUUUUUUUGUUCUUACGCACAUUCGACAUUUCAAUCCUACGACAGAAUUUAGAACCUUUUCUACGAACAGUUUUUAAAUGAGGACCCUGCAGAGGAACUCGGGGGAGUUUAGGAGGACCUUUGGACAUGAAGGUCAUCAGACUUUUGUCAUGUGAUGUGUUUCAGGAGUACUGGUUGGACAUGAAGACUGAGGAGAAGGAGGGGGCGAAGGAGGAAGAGGAGAAGGAGGAGGAGGGGGAGCAUCUGAAGAAGCAGGUAUUUAAUCCACCUGUUCAUUUAGACCACCACGGACUCUGUUCAUGGACUCGGCUCCUUAAGACUGACCCUAUGCUGAGAUCAUUUUUGCUCUGGUCCUUUCAGAGUUCUGAGGACCUCAGUACCCCUGAGUCCUUCAUCACCAAACCCAGAGCUUUACCUGGCGACCAUGGCGACCAGGUGUUUAAGGACACAGGAGAGAACAAGGAAGGCGACGUCAGCAGUCUGAUCAACUCUGAAGGAGAAGAAGAAAGCUGGAGACCGGAGCUCGCUGACACCAUCCCUGCUGCUGCGAACACGGGUCAGCCUCCGUCUGACUGUUCUGAGGUUAUUUAGUUGGAUCUGAAACAUGAACUCAAAAUGCAAAAACAUGACGAUCAGGCAGGAUCAGGUUUUAACCCUCGGCUCCUGUGAAUUUGAAGCUCCAGCCAGCCUACUUUGUCCCCAGAACGGACAUGCAGAUAAGUGUUCCUAAAAUAAUCAUUUUUUAACAUUUUUUUUUACUUUUUUCGACUCAAAUCUCUUAAACAACUUCAGCCCUAACCAUUAAAAUAGUAAUAAAUAAAAAAAUUGAUGUAUUUCCCUUUUUAUGCCUGUUUUUGUUCACUCGUGCUGCGUCCGAAUUGUCAAGUAGUAGUCGAAGUAGUAGUCGAAGUAGUAUAUAGCAAGUCCGAAUUGGCCACCGGAGCGAGUAGCAUGCUACUUCAGAUACUACUUCAGAUACGAGACACGCCCACAUUGUAGGAUGGUCGCGUUGCAUCCUACGUGCAUGCUACUGACCCAAAAUGCACCGCGGGCUUCUUCUUCGUCCUCUUAAAAGUUGUAGAAGUGCAUGUGAUGCUAGCGCCACCAGCUGCUGCCUAUGUAGAUGCGUCGCGAACGCCGGCUGGCCACAGCAGCGCGCACCAUGUCGCGGAGCAGCAGCAGGCAGGACUGCAGCAGUACAGAUGUAAGUUUCAUGUAACUUUGCACACUGUCCUAAAAAAAUGUGCGGUUGUAUCUCUUUGUCAUGUCAUGGUGUCAUAUUUGUCCAAGUAAUCAUUUUAUGAGCAAACAUGUGGCGACAUCAUGGAGGUAAAGCUCACUUAUUCCAUCAUUAAACUGCACAGCUGCACUAAUCAGGCAGAUCUCAUUGAACAAACGAUCACCACGUGCGUGAAUGAAGGCUAAAAGUAAUGGAAAAGCUACUUUGUGAAUUUCUAAAGCAGUGCAGGAAUAUAAUACAGCAGCAUCCAUCACUUGCACAAUUACCAUUCAGAGUCUAAAACGGGCGCAGUACCUACUCUCUGCCUGCGGGGGUCGUCUUUCCCCACCGCUCGUCUAGUGUGUCCGAAUUGGGCCAACAUGUUUAGUAUGUAGGAGUAGGAUCUAGCAGUAGCAUGUAGUAUGCGAGCGGGCAAUUCGGACGCAGCACAUGUCAUAUUUACUGAAGCUUGCGUUCUAAACAGCUGAGUCUAUUGGAGCGGAAAAACACGCCAUUUUCACCUCCUUUUCUCGAGCCUCGUCCUCUACCAAAUCAAAUGUGAUUGAAUUUAUUUGUUCAUAAUAAAUAAAUUUUAUAUAUAGUCAUAUAAAAUCAGAAGAUGUAUAUAAGAGGAAUUAUUUAUUAGUGGUAAUCCACCUCUAACCAAAAUAUGACGGUGAUUACGCUGAUUGCGCACAUAUAAAAAAUAAAUGCAUAUUUGAGAUGUGAUAUCUUCUCACCUAAUGAUCUAAAGGACCUGUUCAUCCUCAUGCAUGUCCAUCCACUUGCUCUGAAGUGAGGGCAAAGUUGAAAUUGUUCAAUUGUCCCCCUCUCUUUGUCCCACACUGCAGAACUUGGACGUCGGAUUUUCGACUGUAAAAACUCCGCUCACGGCAUGUCCGGUUAUAAACAUGGACGCAGAUUCUCGCCUGUGCACACACGCAGGAGCACACAAACUUUUCCUUACACACAUAUCCCACUCUUAGACAUCCAUAUCUAGUGGUGUGUAAAGUUUCAUUCAUUUCUGAUGAUGUUUAGUGGAUGAAUCAGCGCUUCAAACACUCUCAGUCCAUGAAUGAAGACUUGCGUGUGCGGCACAGAAGGGGUUAAAAUGAUGUGCUGGCUCAAUCUGUUGUAUCACUGGCGGAAAGUCAAAUUUAGAGCCCUGCUGAUCGACUGACUGCAAAAAAAGAUUGUAAUAUGUUGUUAUGGUGCCACAAACACAUGGUCAAAAAACCUGUUUUUAAUGGAAUUGGCCAAUUGGCCAAUUUGAAGACAAAGGAGGGUGGGUGGAGCUAAAAUGUGGCGGAGAACUACAGGUGACACAGAGUUUUUUUUUUUCUUUCUAAUAUGAAGAAAAACAAGAACUCUCACCAAAUUUGAUGCCUCAAUCUUUAAAAAUCUGACUGAACACGAGUCCCUGAACACACGACGAGAAAACAGACCUGAACACGAGUCCCUGAACAAGCCACGAGAAAACUCCCCGAACACGAGACCUGACCUGAACACGAGUCCCUGAACUAAUCAUGAGACAACAGACCUGAACACGAGUCCCUGAACACACCAGGAGAAAACAGACCUGAAGAGACCGGCUCAGACUGACCCAGCCCCAGGUGUCUGUGGGAAUCUUGAGUAUCUCUAUAGCCAAUCAGGCGUGGAGGUUUUAGCGCUUUACUUCACGCAAAAAUCAGAUACAUGUGACUUUGCUGAUGAAGGUCAAAGGUCAGCCUGAGUGCCUUGCUGGAGGACACUGAUUAAGAACUCAAAGAGGUUUUGUGUUGAAUGAGAGAGAGAGAGAACAAGUGAAACUGAGACUCACCUGUUCAGGUAUUUAUUUAGAGGAGAAAACACAGUGUCAAUAAAAUAUCUGGACCCAGGUCUAGACAAGUCUCUGGUGGUUCUGGAUCCUGGUUCUAUCUGGUCUCAGUUUAAACCUCAUUAGUGUUCACAGUCAGUGGUUUUUGAAGUAAUGCAGCAUCUAUGAUUUCCAGUUCACCUAAGGCGAAACGUUUCAAGUAAGCCCAGUUGUCCUUUACAUGCGGUGAUUUCCACUCCAGAGUCCUGUCUGUUUUUGAUGCCCUGAAGAUCAGGACCAUCCAGUCCUGGUUUUGGUCCUUGUCCCCCUUUAGUACAGAGAUUUAUCUGGAUUUAAAAAAUCAGUUUCAUGAUCUGAUGUUGUAUUUUCUGGAGUUCUAUAGAAGUUCUAUAGAAAUUAAGUUUUCAUUAAUUUGGAAAAAAAAAAAAAAAACUAUCUGAAGAUUUCUCACUGAAGUUUGUUUUUUAUGAAACUGAGAAAAGAAAAAAGUGAAAAGAUAAAAAUCUGAAUUAGGAGGAUUAUGUUGAUUAAAAAACAUCAUUCAGUCUUUUAAUUGAUUAAUUCACAGGUGUUUAAUCAAUAACACUGGGAGGUUUUCUUUCUAUUUGAUGUGUUGAAGUUCAAAAGUGUGCUACUUCCUCCUUUACACCAGCAGGUGGUGCUGUGACACAAGAACAGAAGGUUCAGUUUACUGGUGAGAGGGGAAAAAAAAAAUUCAUAUUAUAAAACAACAGUACUUACCUGUUGUGUGGCUGCAAUCUACUGUUAUUAUUAUUAUUAUUAUUAUUAUUAUUAUUAUUAUCAUCAUUUUUAUCAUUAUUAUCAUUAUUAUUAUUAUUAUUGUUAUUAUCAUUAUCAUCAUCAUCAUUUUUAUCAUAAUUAUCAUUAUGAUUAUUAUUAUUAUUAUUAUUAUUAUUAUUAUUAUCAUUUCAUUAUUAUAAUCAUUGUAAUUAUUAUUAUAAUUGUUAUUCUUAUUUUUUUAUUAAUGUUAUUUUCAUUGCGAUCAUUAUUAUUAUUUGUAUUAAUAUAAUUAUUAUUGUUUUUAUUAUUAUUAUUAAUAUUACUAUUAUUAUCAUUUCUAUAAUUAUAUUAUUAUUUUAUUAGUAUUAUAUUACCAUUUAUUUUAUUAUUGUUAUUAACGUUUUUAUCAUUUUAUUAUUAUUAUCAUUUUUUAUUAUUAUUAAUUUUGUAAAUAUUAUUAUCAUUUUUACUGUUAUUAUUAUAAUUAUAAUUAUUAUUAUAAUUAUGAUCAUUAUUAUUUUUAUUAUUACAUAUUAUUUAUUAUUAUUUUACAAACUAGUUCGUUUUUUUAGAGGGAAGAACUUAGUCCUGAAGGUGGCGCUGAAUAAGUUCAUUAAAGGUCCUGGUCUGGUCUCUUUCUGUUCUGGUCUCCGCCUCCUUGGCCCUUGGUCAUUAAAGGGGUGUGGUUAUAUUUGAAAGUGGGUGGAGUCAGAUGGUCUGAGUCCAGCCUCCUGUGUGUGUGUGUGUGUGUGUGUGUGUGUGUGCAGCAGGAUAA